AUGCUCCACCCACACCUUGUUGCCUCAAUAAAUGAGGCUAAGGGUAUUCUGAGCAAUCCAGGCAAUGCUACUGAGGAAGAGCUCACCCAACUCCGUCAGGCCUGCACUUCUCUUUCAACCGUUUUGGAGACCCCUACCGAUAGGAUCAUAAAUGGGACUUUCCAGGUGGUAGACCUGAUGAUUGUCCGUAUGGGGAUUCAGUUGGGAGUUUUUGAUGUUGAUAGACCGGCCUUUGGACCUUCCGAUGUGGCUGCAAAGAGCGGAUGUGAUCCUGCAUUGGCCUCACGUGUUAUGAGAGGUCUCGUGACGCUAGGCCUUAUGGAUGUCACCAAAGGGGGGUUGUUCAAGCAAAAUGAAAGCGCCAAGGCACUCAAGAGCGGUGCGAUGGUCAGUGAUGCUGUUCUCAUGACUGUUGAUAUCACUACCAAAUGGAUUGCGAAUACAAUCUCCUUCUUCGAGGCCAGUGGAUAUCGUGAACCCCAUGAUGGUUAUCGUGGCAUUUUUCAACUCGCUGCAGGAACAUCACUUCACUUUUUCGACUGGCUGCCAUCUCAGCCACACUUACAAGAUGCGUUCAACCGAUUUAUGGAGGCUACUGCUAGUGAGAGCAACCCUGCCCAGUGGGCUCAGUGGUUACCGAUUGAGCCAAAGCUCCAAGAGCUUUAUGAAAAUUCGCAGGAGAGCCAAAAGCCACUAACUUUUGUGGAUGUUGGUGGCGGGCAUGGCCAUGAGGCUAAGGCGGUUAUGAAGCGAUUUCCUCAUCUCCCAUGUCGAUUUGUUGUACAGGAUGGUCCCAAGUACGUCAACAGCCACGAUACGGAUGGAGAGGCCGGAGCCAAAGGCAGCUUGGAGCGUAUGGAGUAUAGCUUUUUCAACGAACAACCUGUCAAGAAUGCUCAUGUCUACUUCUUGGGUCGAGUGCUCCACAACUGGGCUGAUCAGCAAGCACGGCAAAUCCUACAAAAUAUUCGAGCGGCUAUGGAUCGGGAUUCUGUUCUCUUCAUUCAUGAGAGAGUUCUUUCGGAUGACCCUGCAGAAAUCUCGGCUGAGCACGUUCGGAACGACUGGGCCAUGAUGAGUUUGUUCUCUGCCCCAGAAAGAUCCAAAUCAGAGUGGGGAGCCCUUUUAUAUUCUGCUCACUUGCAGCUGGUCAAGGUUUGGGUGCCGACAGAUAAACAAGACAGCAGUCGCACAUCACUCUUGGAGGCCGUCGCCAAAUAUUAA
Penicillium malachiteum is the source of this 1224-nucleotide messenger RNA. Its product is annotated as Winged helix-turn-helix transcription repressor DNA-binding. The record is from RefSeq and is a predicted model, not a curated record. Gene Ontology annotation, molecular function: O-methyltransferase activity. Lineage: Eukaryota; Fungi; Ascomycota; Eurotiomycetes; Eurotiales; Aspergillaceae. The transcript has 4 exons. Bases 1 to 1224 code for a protein of 407 amino acids.